CCUAUAUAUAUUUGUAUGUAAAACUUUGAUCCCCUAUUGUGGCCCCAUCCAACCCCCGGGGCCCAUGAUUUGAACAAACUUGAAUCUGCAUUAUGUCAGGAAGCUUUCAUAUAAGUCUCAGCUUUUCUGGCUUAGUGGUUCUUGAGGAGAAGAUUUUUAAAGUUUUCCCCUAUAUAUUUGUAUGUAAAACUUUGAUUCUCCCCUUGUGGCCCCAUCCUACCCCCAGGGGCCAUGAUUUGAACAAACUUGAAUCUGCACUAUGUCAGAAAGUUUUCCGGUAAAAAAUCAGCUUUUCUGGCUUAGUGGUUCUUGAGAAGAUUUUUCCUAUAUAUGUAUUUGUAUGUAAAACUUUGAUCCCCUAUUGUGGCCCCAUCCAACCCCCGGGGCCCAUGAAUUGAGCAGGUUCUUGAGAAGAUUUUUCCUAUAUAUGUAUUUGUAUGUAAAACUUUGAUCCCCUAUUGUGGCCCCAUCCAACCCCCGGGGCCCAUGAAUUGAGCAUACUUGAAUCUGCAUUAUGUCAGGAAGCUUUCAUGUAAAUAUCAACUUCUUUGGCCCAAUGGUUCUUGAGAAGAAGAUUUUCCCUAUAUUUGUAUGCAAAACUUUGACCCUUCCCCCCACUUGUGGCCUCAUCCUUCCCCCCGGGGGCCAUGAUUUUAACAAACUUGUCUCUGCACUAUGUCAGAAAGUUUUCUUGUAAAUAUCAGCUUUUCUGACUCAGUGGUUAUUGAGAAGAUUUUUCCUAUAUAUAUUUGUAUGUAAAACUUUGAUCCCCUAUUGUGGCCCCAUCCAACCCCCGGGGCCCAUGAUUUGAACAAACUUGAAUCUGCACUAUGUCAGAAAGUUUUCAGGUAAAAAAUCAGCUUUUCUGGCUUAAUGGUUCUUGAGAAGAUUUUCACAGAUUUUUCCUAUAUAUUUGUAUGUAAAACUUUGAUCCCCUAUUGUGGCCCCCAUCCAACCCCCCCGGGGACCAUGAUUUGAACAAACUUGAAUCUGCACUAUGUCAGGAAGCUUUCUUGUAAGUCUCAGCUUUUCUGGCUUAGUGGUUCUUGAAAAGAUUUUCCCUAUAUAUUUGUAUGUAAAACUUUGAUUCUCCCCUUGUGGCCCCAUCCUACCCCCAGGGGCCAUGAUUUGAACAAACUUGAAUCUGCACUAUGUCAGAAAGUUUUCAGGUAAAAAUCAGCUUUUCUGGCUUAGUGGUUCUUGAGAAGAAGAUUUUCACAGAUUUUUCCUAUAUAUUUGUAUGUAAAACUUUGAUCCCUAUUGUGGCCCCAUCCAACCCCCGGGGGCCAUGAUUUGAACAAACUUGAAUCUGCACUAUGUCAGAAAGUUUUCAUGUAAAAAUCAGCUUUUCUGGCUAAGUGGUUCUUGAAAAGAUUUUUAAAGAUGUUUCCUAUAUAUUUGUAUGUAGAACUUUGAUCCCCUAUUGUGGCCCCAUUCAACCCCCCGGGCCCAUGAUUUGAACAAACUUGAAUCUGCAUUAUGUCAGGAAGCUUUCAUGUAAAUUUCAGCUUUUCUGGCUUAGUGGUUAGAAGAUUUUUAAAGUUUUCCCCUAUAUAUUUGUACGUGAAACUUUCAUCCCCCCUUGUGGACCCAUCCUAUCCCCGGGGGCCAUGAUUUGAACUUAAAUCUGCAAUAUGUCAUGAAGCUUUCAGGUAAAUUUCAGCUCUUCUGGCCCAGUGGUUCUUGAGAAGAAAUUUUUUAAAUGACCCCACCCUAUUUUUGCAAUUAUCUCCCCUUUGAAAGGGACAUGGCCCUUCAUUUGAACUUGAAAGCCCUUCACCCAAAGAUGCUUUUGGCCAAGUUUGGUUGAAAUUGGCCCAGUAGUUCUGGAGAAGACGUCGAAAAUGUAAAAAGUUUACGGACGGACAGACAAAAAGUGAUCAGAAAAGCUCACUUGAGCCUUCGGUUCAGGUGAGCUAAAAAGUGUGAAAACCGAUUUGUCAGACUGACAGUGCAAAUCUAAGGUCCCCUUCAGCUCCACUGGAUGGGGAAAAAUCAACCAAGAUAUUCUGGAUAAGAGUUUUAAAACACGUAACGUGAUUCCCACCCUUUGAAGGGGCCCCUUCAUUUUAGCAUAUUUGAACCCUUUACACCCAGUGAUGCUCUAACCUUUGCCCAUAUUUAAAAAAUUUCCCUACACAUUCACAUGUAAACUUUGAUCCAUAUUGUGACACCAGCCUACCGGUGGAGGAGGAGUGGAAUGAUUGGACUUGAAUCUGUACUGUCAGACAGCUUUCAUGUAAAGGUAAACUGUCUGACUCAGUGGUUCUCGAGAUUUUCACUACAUAUUUGCAUGUAAAACUUUGAUCCCCCCGGCCCCACCCUACCCUGGGGAGGGGCUUGAUGUUAAUAAACUUGAAUCUGCACCAAGACAGGAAAGCUUUUAUGUAAAUUUCUCUCACAAUGGUUCUCGAAAUUUUCCCAUAUAUAUAUAUAUAUAUAUAUGCAUGUAAAUUGUGGCCCCAUCCUACCAACAGGGACCAUGAUUUUACCAAUUUGAAAUCUCUACAAAGUCAGGAAGCUUUCAUGUAAAUAUAAACUUUUCUGGUCCAGUGCUUCUUAAAAAAGAUUUUCCCUAUAAAUUUGUAAAACUUUGAUCCCCUAUUGUGGCCCCAUCCUAACCCCGGGGGACCAUGAUUUCAACAAAUUUGAAUCUGCACUAUGUCAGGAGGCUUUCAUGUAAAUUUCAGUUCUUCUGGCACAGUGGUUCUCUCGAACAAAAAGGAAAAAUUUUAUGAUCCCACCCUAUUUUUGUGAUUAUCUCCCCUUUAAAGGGGGCAUGACCCUUCAUUUGAGCCUGAAUCCCCUUUACCAAGGAUGCUUUGUGCCAAGUUUGGUUGAAAUUGGCCCAAUGGUUCUGGAGAAGAUGAAAAUGUGAAAAGUUUACGACGCCAAUGACGACAGACAACUUUCGAUCAGAAAAGCUCCGACACUUUCAAGAGCCUUCAGCUCUGCCAUUCAGAGAUUCUCAUUUGAUAUUGUUAGCUCUAUGGCUAAGGUAAUCUAUGAUUGGUUGUAAUGAGAACAUUGCACCAAUUUGAUGAAAUAUCAAUAUUGCUUUAAAUCAAAUGACACAAUUUCUUUUAUUACAACCAAUGAUGUUUCUUAACAACAGACAGGAAAACCUGUCAGUGAAAGAAGAAACUAGUUACCCCUAUCAACUCGCAAGUUUUGAGGUGUAACAAGUCGACCCUCUUUCAGGUACUCUGUUAUGUUUCUUGUUUAGUUGUAAUAUAAGCGUCCUUUCGAACGAUUUGGCGGGUCCUGAAGAGGACCCUAAAGAGAGGAAGGAAGAGUUUUUUAUUAGUCAAAUUCAGGAUUGCUGGUUCAUCGAGACAUUUCCAUGUAGGACGAAUGAAGGACAAGGUUUUGCAGACUGCCAUGAUAUGGGAAUUCUCCGGCAUUAAGCCUUCGUUACAUCAGGCUAUCACUUCAGCCAUACUUGGGCAAUCCUCCAUCGUUGUAGAUGACGAUGGCGGAUAUCCUCCAUGAGUGAUGAUGAUGAUAAUGAAGAUGAUGAGAUUUGCUGCUGAUGAGAUGACAGGUGAACUGAUCCAUUCAACUGAUCUGAAUCGUCUAUGUAAACUUUGAUGUUCACUGCUGCGUAGGUUUCACUUUUAGUCUUUACCGUUGGAUUAAAAGUUCUUUUCCAGAAAUAUUGUCCGUUUCAAAAAUUGCACGAACAUCCUACAACUUAAUUCUUGUAGGAAGAGGCUAAAAUCUUUAAAUAUGCAAUUGAUUUUCAACACAAGAAAAAAAUAUCACAAACUUAAUCCCUCUUUUUCAAACAAUUAAACAAAAAUGACAUGUUUAAAUUUUACACAAUGCAUGUCUUGAAGGAAAAAUUACCUGUGUACCAGAAAUCAAACAAAAAUAAUUUAAUUAAAAUAUAAAAUAUGCUAUCAUUACUAAUGUGCCGAACAGAAUGAAAAAAAAAAUCUUCAUUAAAAUUAAAAUCAACCUCACUGCGAAACAUUAGUACAUCAAUUCUUGUUUACAUUCACUUUAUAAUCUCUUUCAAGCAUACAUGCUGUGUGAGGAUUUCAAUGGCUUCGUUAUCUGAUGCAACAUGAGAAAAAUUAAAAUAUACAAAAUGUAACUAGACAUUUGGCAAACAUUUCACAAUUAUUGCACUAUCAUGGGUCAUUGGCAAUCUGCAGUCCUUGUCUAAAUAUACAUAUAUAUAUACAGAAAAAUUAUAUACAUAAAAUGAUGGAAUUGUCUGGAUGUACCAACAAAUAGCAUAUCAAAUUACUUUCAAGGUUUGCAGCACCAAGCCUAUAGAUUUUUAUUUCAGAUUUUCUUUUUAAUACUGAAACAGUUAAAAAAAAUGUUCUUUUUUUCCAUCUUUUUUACUUAAAUAUAAAAAUAAAUCUCUACUAAAACGCAUAUAUACUAAUAUAUACUGCUGCAUUAAAAAAUAACCUUGAAAAUAAUUGAUUCUGGUUUGAUGUGAAAACAACAGUGACAGAUCAAGUUGAAAUUCUUAAAAACUUUUGUUCCUGUUAAUAUUAUAAAGUUUCUACAUUUACAUAUAUAUACCACUUACAUGUUUUGUUUCAUGUUUCCUUCUUUUUUUUGAAAUUCUUUUAAACUUUAGAUAAAAUACAAAAUGUCAACUAAAAUUAUAUUUUUAAAGUGUAUACAUAAAAUCUCUUUUUUCUUCUAUCAGCUUACAUCUGUCAUUGUGGCAUUCAGAAAGUUAAGAAAAAAUAGACCAGCUAAAAAUUCGGUUGUAAAAGAAUGGUGGGUUUUAAACCCUGUAACAAAAAAAUAAUGAGAUUAACAUUCACAAAAUACACAUAUCACAAGACAUAAUUAACAAAACUCAUGAACCCAUUCAGAUGAUGAUUCAUAAUACUGAUUUCAUGAGAGUUGCUCAUCAUAAAAAUAUAUAAGCAUCUUUGGAAUGUUUAGCAUUGUUUAUGCACGAACUUGCACUUUCAAAAGCAUUUUCAAAUGACUCGAGACAUUUUCAUGCUGACUUGUUUCCAUGAAGUCUGUGUUGAUCAUCCAGUGGGACGGGGGUUUAGGGAGCACCGUUGGGGCGGGAGGGUCGCUGAAUCGGGCACCUGCAUAGGCAAUGCUUCCUGCGUCGAGUUUGGGACUCGGGCUUCCCCUGCUGUUCUCGUCAGCCGACGAAAACUGACCGUCGUGAUGAGAGAAUCCGAGUUUAGGAGAUCCUCUUAGUGAGUUGUCAAAGUGUUCAGGCGAGCUCGAGGGCGAAUGAUUUUUAGACUGCCUCCUUUGAGGUCGCCUUCCCUGUCUCUGGUUUGGAUGUUUCAUGUUGUCUGCCCAAGUCAUCGGGGAAAAUCGAUGGAUUUCCGAAGUAUAGCACUCUUCUCAACAAAUACGUUCAAAAAUAGAGCACUUCUGUCAGAUAUAUUUGUAAACAAAGGUUUCAAUAUGGCGGACCAAAAACAACAACGAAUAUUUCGAUCGAAAACUUCACUUUUCCAGAGCGAAAUUCAAUCCUUCUUCCUCUUCCUUUAGAAUCAAAACACUUAAUAUGAAACAGUUUGUCAAUUACUAACGAGCAAUUCGAUCAAAAUAUGAUAGACAUUUGCCUGCCUUCCAGCCAGGAACUUCCUUCCUUCUUCUUCGACACCAACAAAGUCGUGACCAAGGUCACCUAUAUUUUACUAUCCAAUAAAAAUGAAGGAAAGUCUCAUAUGAUGUCGAACAGCCAAUCAUGUAUCAUGUUUAUGAUUAUAUAUAUCCAACUAAUUUUUUGCAAAUUGUUCUUCUAAUUCAUAGACAUAUUUUACUGAGAAAUAUGUAUAUUUUUAUUUCUUAUUAAAUUUUGAAGGAGAAAAAUUAUCCGGCAUGUUCGGAAAGUUACGAAGAUUAAUAAGGUCUAGCGGAAAUGACGCAUGACAUGGUAGGCGGGGGAUCUAAGGCUUGACUAACAUUUACAGAUGAACGAUUUCAUACAGGAGAUAGCCGAUAUAUUUACGCACAUUUCCUUUGUUAAGUAACUGAAACUUACAGGAAUAUUUUAAUAUCGAGAAACAGUGGAUCGGUGCACAUCUUAUAAUGCCAGUGGCCUCAUCACAGAAGGAUGCACAAAAUCAGCUUCUACAGCACUAUCAACACCUCUUACCAAAGUCCCCCACCUAUCACUUAGGGGGACAACUCUCCCCCGGGGCCUUAGUCCCAAGUUCUGAACACUACAUAGGGAGAGAAGAGGGUGCAACCUAUGUGUCUGACCUUCGACCUCUGACUGCUCUGCAAGCAUCAACAUCGGCAGAUAGAAAUGGCAGCUUUUUCAGUACCCACAGUCCACCACUCAUCAACCUGAGUCCAAAUCUGAGCCCAACUGUCGAACCCCAGAGAGUCUCGCCGUUUUAUGACCUCCGAGAAACUACCCGCCGUAGGAGUUUUUAUGGUACGUCAUAAGUUUUUAAGAAUAUAAUUCUGUGCAUGUCAAUUGUUUUGAUGAUUUUACUUGGGUUUGGGUUUCCCUUAGGACAACUAUGAAACGUAUUGUCACUCUCCACUCGUCCACAGGAAAUUUUGGCAUACAAAGGUUAACAAUUUUAAGAACAUUUUAAAGAAAACAGGUCGGCAUUAUCUGACUCGGAUACUUCUGGAAUGAGUUCAGAGUUCCGAUGUUAUAAAUCAUUUGUGAUUUCCUUGGAGUUGAACUGGGCUUUGUUGAAAAGGACAUCCGAAAAAAGGAAAUUGUGCAGUAUAUUGGAAACAACAAUUUUUAAGUACUUUGAAGUAUGUCUGGGAAAAUGGACAAUUAAUAGGAAAAAUGUACAGAAAUGAAAAGUUGGUAACAUACAUAUGACUUGGCACAGACUAGUACAAUUUGUUAUCUGGAUGACAAAGAGUCAAACUCGAUUACAAAUCCUCAUACAUCCUGAAUGUUCAGGUCAUUCAAAAGUCCUCAGACAACAAUGAUGAUCAUUAGCUAUGUACUUGUACAUCAGAACAACACAGUAUGUAGGGCAUCAUGGGAUCCUGGGGGCUGAUCUUGUAGUUCCAGGGCUUAAAACAAACUGAUGUUAAAAAUUCAAGUAGCAUCUGUAGUGUUUUAUAUUGAUAUCAUUUGUUUAUUGGGGCUUCAAGCUCUUGUGAAUUUCAUCAGUCAUGCGUAUCCACACCUUAAUCUGUGGAGGUCGCAUUUACAUAUCUAUCUAUACACGCAUGGGUUCUCACAGCACAUAGAAAGCUUUUUUCAUUGACCUGUGACAAAUUGUAAAUAUAUCAUGCAAGAAAUAUAAAUCUAUAGAAUUAACUAGUUCAACACUGGUGUAGGGGUAAAAUAUAUGUCAACUAAGUGUGCACGUAUGUCUGUGUGUGUAUAGAGUGUGAAGACACACGCACAAACACACACGAAAACUCCAGCCUUAUCGAUAGUUUGCUCUGGGUUGUGUACAAAAAAAACUAACAGAGGGGAAAUCUGUGACCAAGAGAGCUUCAAGCUCACAUUCAAGGAAAACAUUGCUGGAACUCUCAGAGUAGGUACAUAUUAUAGAUUAUCAUUGUUAGACGGCUAAAAAUAAAUACAGCUGACCCAGUUUUGGCCUGCAUACCAAGUCAUUUAAGUUCUCCUGUCUUCAACAUACAGUGUAGGUUCGUCUUUAUUUUCUGCAUGAUUUCGUCUGUGACGAUUGUCAAAGUUAGAGACGGCGACAUUUGGUACCUUGAUUGGCUUUUAUAAUUUAUAAUAUUUUAUGUAUUUAUUUGCAUACAUUUUUUUUUUGCCUCCAACAUUGACAGUACAUUUCACCCUCCAGUGAAAAUCUGUCAUUAUACUCGGAAAACACCCAACACUUGACUAAAUCUGUCUGCUCCGCUGUUUAGUGUUUCUGGAUUAUUAUCAUUUAUAUUAAUUGUUUUAUUCUGUAAAUGAUAGGUUUUUGUGCAGGAGUUAGCUGUAAAAAUUUACAACAGGAUAACUAGCACUGAAUUUGAGAUGAAACAUGCCUGUAAAUUAUGUGUUUCCUUUCUCGUAUCAUUUUAGAUUUGUGUCUUGAAUAGAACUUUGGUUUGUUAUAUCUUUGUUGAUUGGAGGGGUGGGGGGUACCCUCAUAUUAGAUGAGAAAAUUGUAGUUUUAAAGUUUGAUGUUAAACCACUCUGUAAUUGAUGAAUUAUAGAAUUUUAUUUAAUAAAUAAGUUGGAGAAGAUUCUGAAAAUGAUGUUUUCGUGUCUUAUCCAUUAAUUUUUUUUUUUUUUCUGAUAUGUGUUUCAUGCAAUUAACAUGAUCAGCUCAACAUUUAAGGUAUUGUCAACAUAUUAAAGAUUCAGAUAUAUAUUCAAAUUUUAAAAUUGUUGAUCAUGAUAGACAGAGACCUAAAGAAAACUAAAAAAUAAAAAGUUAUGUUUAGAGAGAGAGCUGGGGUAGAGAGAGUUGAAUGUAGGAGUUCAGUUAGGAGUUUAGGAGUUAAAUUUUCUGUUCAGCCUCGUUGAGGGUUUAGUUUCACUGCUGAGUUUACUACAGACUACCAUACUCGUGAAACGUGACGUUUUUAUAAGUCACUGACCUCAUCUGACUAUGUAUCAUGUAGUUUACCCUUACAUAAAGUAUGUAUAUAUAAAAUAUUAUUUCAUAGUUUACCCUUACAUAAAGUAUGUAUAUAUAAAAUAUUAUUUCAUAGUUUACCCUUACAUAAAGUAUAUAUAUAUAUAAAAUAUUUCAUAGUUUACCCUUACAUAAAGUAUGUAUAUAUAAAAUAUUAUUUCAUAGUUUACCCUUACAUAAAGUAAAUAUAUAUAUAAAAUAUUUCAUAGUUUACCCUUACAUAAAGUAUGUAUAUAUAUAAAAUAUUUCAUAGUUUACCCUUCCAUAAAGUAUAUAUAUAUAAAAUAUUUCAUAGUUUACCCUUACAUAAAGUAUGUAUAUAUAAAAUAUUGUUUCAUACUGAUGCUCACGAUAGGUUAUAAUAAAUGAUCAAAGGUGAUCCUCAGGCGGACAAACAGAUUUCCUUCAGUGGAGGGCAUUUUGAUUUUUAUCAAAGAAUGCCCCGGGGCAAGUGAAUUUUUUUUUUUGUAUGCCUUACUUUUAGAUAUAGAUAUAGGCCUAUUUCUAAAAACUGGCAAAUACAACUCUUCACAAUGAAAUAACAAUAGGCUUUAUAUGUUGAAUAUAUUAUACAGGAAGGUAUACUGGGGGCUGUUUUAAAGUGAUAACAUAUUAAUUCAAUACGAUAAUGUGUUAUCAAACUCGUAUAAUACACAAUGCUCUCGUCCUCUCUGUACGAACUUUGUAUGAUAACCCCCUCAUUUGAAUUUUAUACACUUAUUGUUAAUUAAUUUGCUUUUAUAGAUGUAUAGAUUGUUUAGUGUUCCUGUUUUUAGAAUCUUGCUUAAAUAAAUCAAGGACAUUUUGACAGGAAUGAUGAUAGAAUAAUUUAUUGAAGAGAAUUGGGAAAUUAUUGUUUCCAAAUGAGAGAGAGAGAGAGAGAUUAGAAUGGGGAUGACUCAUGCUCUAGAGAUUGUAUGGUAAAAUAUUACUUGCAAUAAGAAACCACUAGAUAAAUUUAGUUUUCAGAGGAUUGGAAAUUUUGAAUGUAUAUAUGAAAAUAAUGUGUUUGCCAGCAGGCAGAACUGUGAGGAUUUAAAGAUCUUUCUUGAACUGGCAGCACUCUUUAAAACUCUUUAACAAAUUUUUUUUUGUCCAUUGCAUAUGAGGGGUAGCUAUUUAUUGCAAGUGCGCUCUAUGAGAACAAUAUGCCGCCCGUGAAAUGAAAUAUUUUUCUGUGGUAUAGAGCACAUUGUGUGGGGAUUGUCAAUCUCGGUGUAAGUCCUGUCAUUUUGACUAACAAAAGCCCCUGGUCAGCUCAAGCACUCAAGUGCCCACAUUGGAAAGUUGGGUUGGUUUUUUGUUGUGUUUUUUUUGUUGUCUUGGGCAUCAUUGUAAAUUUCUAUCUCUCAUUCUCAGUUUAUUUUUUAUUUAUUUAGUUUUUUUGUUGUUUUUUUGGUGGAUUCAUAGGCUUACAGUCAAAGCCCAUCUGUGUAAAAUCAGAUAUUUUCACCUGCAGCUACUGUGUAUUUAAUCACCAAUAGUUGUAUGCUACAGACCUAGUAACCCAUUUGCAUUUUAAGGGCUUAUUGUAUUUUUCUACGAUAAUUUUGCCUGAUAGAAGUUUUAAGUUCCUUUAAUAUCAAUUAUUCAUGAGACAAGUGUACCAUAUCCUGGUUUUGACAGGGUUUUUUAAAAUGUAAAAAUUCUAUCACUUAUGACACCAUAGCAAUGACAAGUUCUCCUUUAGAUAUACAGGUUUCAGGGAAAAUUUAGAUGCUAAAAUUCUGGGAAGGUUAAGUGUGCACUGCCGAUAGUGUACUGAGAUAUUGAGCGUGAGGUUGACUCGUUAGUCAGUAAUUAAAAGUACUGAGUUUACCACCCUAUUGUGUCAGUACCAUUGAGUUAUUGAUUAGUCCAGCACUAUUAAGAGAGACUGGGGGGACUAUUGAUUCAUUGCCAGGCCCCGAGUCUCACACACACACGUGGGUUGAUUGCACAUGAGGAAUCCAUUCUCUAGACCAGGUACAUUUAAACGUGAGGAACCUGGUGUGUGUGUGUGUGUUGUCGCCAACAGAGUUCCUGUUCCUGUGUAAACUGUGCUGGUGUGUUGUUCAUAAUAUUUUUUCCCCCUGAGUCAGACAUGAUGGAUUGAUAUCAGCUAUGGCAAUUCCUCUCUCUCAUGGAGUCUAUAUUAUAGAUUUCCAGAAUAGUUGUAGCCAACCAAUGCAGAAUCCUGCACAGCUUUGUUCAGGACUACUGGGUGAAGACUCGAGUAGAAAGAGCGAGAGCCCAAGCCGCAAGAGACGGAAGACAUCCAACAGUUACAUAGAUCUGACAAAUCAUUCUCCCAGCCCCCCUCCAACCUGGUCCCGGGAGAGCACAGAGGCUGCCAGGCUAGGAGUCAGUCGUAGACGAGUGUCCAGUCAGCGACGCGUAUCCGGCGACGGCAGGCGGUCGGUGUCAGAGAGGAGUAACACUCCCCGAGCUCGACGCAGUCCGGGCACACGGCGGCGAACCCGAGACAGAAGUGUGGCCCCACAGAAUGAGAACCUCCCUGAACCGCGAGCCUUCCAGCCUCCACAUCUGAUGAAUCCUAGACAGAUCCACUCCCUCCACCCCCACCUCCAUGGGGGCCCACAGCAAGUGCUGUUUGACAUGGAACAGGUUCCUGUCAGCACACCUGUCUCCAUGACGCCAUAUGCAAUCCCAGUGUGCACUGGGCCACAUCUCCCAGUGUGUACCGGGGCCCAUCAUCCUAUAUGCAGCACUGCGCCCACAUGGUCAGUCCCGGGAUGCAGCGUGCAGCUGCCAUCUUGCAACAUGCAGCAUAUCCCAGCGUGCAGCCUGCCACAGAUUCCGUUUCAUCCGAGCUCCAUCCCACCCUUGUUUCAUCAUCACCCAGCCGCCAAUCAUAUACCUCCACAGAACCUAGCUCCACACACUCAUUUCAAUUCAAGUGCUAGAGGGCACACAGAGGAAGAAAUUUCUGGUCUCAUUGAUCACCGAUCCCGGUUCCCCCUGCAUCAUCCAGGGACAUUACACCCACAUGGUGCCACACCCUUCACCGCCUCUCCACCAGUCAUGCUGCAGGAGCCUCACGUUCACCCCACACCUCAUGAUAUUUACGGUCCAUUUCAUCGUCACUUUGCUCGUCAGCGUGCUGGCGGAAGAAAUGGUCGUCUCCGUUCACUUCCUCUUCCCCCACCACCUUACCCAGGAUUCUUGCUACACUUCCUGGCUAUGUUGGGUAAUCCACCAAUGCCAUAUGGCAGAGACUUCCAUGAGGACGCAACAGAGGUGGAGAAUUAUGAGGCAUUGCUGAACUUGGCCGAGAGGUUAGGGGAGGCUAAACCGAAGGGUCUGACCAAACAUGAGAUUGAGCAGCUCCCAGCGUACCGGUUUAACAAGGAGAAUCACCACUCCGAUAUGGACCAAACCUCCUGUGUGGUGUGCAUGUGUGAUUUUGAAAAUAGACAAUUAUUACGGGUCCUGCCAUGCAGCCACGAAUUCCAUGCCAAGUGUGUCGACAAGUGGUUAAAGACAAACAGAACAUGUCCAAUAUGUCGAGCUGAUGCUACGGAGGCUGCCAGCCAGUCAGACUGAGAAAUCAAAGUUCAAGCACAAAAAAGUGUCAAUCUUAUUUAUUGUGUGGUCAAAUUGGUUCUCGUUAUUGAAAAAGAUGUAAGCAGACACAGAAUAUAAUUACAAAUUGGUGCAUAUACAAUGUAAUAUUGUUAUUUUUUAAUGUUUAUCUUUUAUCCUGUUUUACUAGUAAUAGUGCUUUGAUUAUAUUGAGCAAAUAGCAUAUUAUCACCCAAGUACAUCCAUACAACGCCUCGGUUAUAUCCUGUAGUAGAAAAUGUAUUCAUCGGUUUUUGUUUUUUUUCGUUGGGGAUGAAAGGAUUUUUUUUUUUUGCAUACAGAGUCUAUAUGUAGUUGUUUCAGGGAUUUUUUUUUUUGUGUAAUAUUUUGUAAAGCCAGUAUGUAUAAACAAUAUGUUCUAAUUAUAUCCAUACUGCACUUCCAUGCAUUGCCUCCCUUUGAAUAUUUCUGUAUUGCCCUUUCAUGUACCACCCCUGUUGGUCACCAUAUCCAUAUGAAAGAUAUUUUUUGGCCAGUAUGAUGUUUGGGAGCAGCAAUUUAUCAAGACUGUGGUGUUUUUUUUUACUCGAGACAUUAUCCCUGUAUGGCUAAAAACCUUUACAAUCCAAACUGUGAACAGAAAACCUCCACAAAAAUAUAGCAAUACAGGAAUACAGCUAAUAUUCUUUUGAUAAAUUGCUGCUUAUAACGACAUAAUUUUCAUUUCUUAUCUUAGGGUUAUCAACUGGGGGGGGGGGGGGGGGGGGGGGUAAUUGGGUAUGAUAAAUUCUGUUUAUUGCAAAAACAUUGUGUUUUAUCUCUUCAUCAUAUGAAAGCAGUAUGAUAAAUAGAAGCAGACAAACUGAUUUGAUAGGACAAUCAUCUGUAUUGGAAGGUUGGAGAAUAUUGUGGUUGUAGUGCCUUCUUGUAAACAGUGCUGUCGGCUCAAGACCUGAGGUGUGUUUGUGUAUGUUUUGUUUGGGUGGGGUUUCCUUUGAUAGUGCUAUUGUUAGUGAGUCCUGUACACACACUAAAUGUUGUCAUCUUGUUUACCAAAAAAAAUAUAUAUAUACAAAUUUUACUCUCAGUUUUCUUUUAUUGUAAAAAAGAAAGUAUACUUUAAGAUUUUGUUGAUAUUUGUUACUUGUAAUAAAUUUAUUAUUAUUCAAAAUGUAUAUUUAUUCUGUAUUAGGCCAAUUCAAUUUACAGUGAGUAAAUUUCAGUAUUAAAGAGUGUUUGGGUACAUGUAAAUGAAUACAAAUUUAUUGCGGAGAUCCAACCACAAAAGAAGAAGUUGAGUUGGCCUUUAUUCACAUUGAUAUAAUUAUUCCACACUUGUUUUGAUGCUUUGUUUAGUCAUUUUAUGUACUGCUUUGCAGUAUGAAGGAGUUUGUUACAUAAUAAGAAUAGCUUGUGACUGUGUGGUUAAUAUGUCCCGAGGCUCUUGGAUUCAACUAGUGAUCCACAGGAAAAUCUCAGCAGUUUGAAUAUUUUCAUUUCAUUUUGAUCCAUGGCUGAACACCAGAAAUUUUCAGAAUUUGAUUAUGUUAAUACUUGAAGCACUCGUUUUAAAGCUAACGCAAUAUUUUUCCUCUAGACCGCAUCUAAAAGAACUUGUUUCUAAGGCCAAGAUUUGUACUCGAUCCUAUUCUUGUUGAAUUGAAAGACUUUACAAAAAAUUGAUUGUGUAUGGAUUUUUGGUAUUGGUUUUCUAUUUCAUACAGAAAUGACAACGAAAGUUAGAAACAGAAUAAAGUAAUGAAUUAUCACAGUUUUUAGUCCUGUAGUGAAACGGGACCAAGAUGCACUAAAAGAGAGAAUUUGAUUUAGUUUGCAUAAUUUGUAUUUUUUUAUUGUUUUGAAAUUGAUUGGAAUGUCUUGUCUCAACAAUUUUUCUCCCAUUCUUGGGGAAGUUUAACUGCAAUAAGAGAAUCUAAAGCCGUUUAGCUUUUAGAAUUUUACUACUGAUAGAACUUAAGACAGAACAUCGUAAUUGUUCAGAUGACUAGUGGCAGUGAUGGCCAUUGAACCUAUGCACAGUAAAGGGUCGAAUUUCAAGAAAUUUUGGUGGUUCCUGAAGUAAUUGAUUUUUUUUUUUUUUAUUAUUUCAUGUUUAUUUCUUAAUUGAUCUGAAAUUUACAUGAUUUUGAUGUGAUGUCUGAAGAUUGAAAAUUUUCAGUAAAUUUUGUUACUGAAUAAAAUCCACUGAGUAUAAAAUGUGUAAUAUCUCUACAAAUGAAAAAAAAAAAAAAAGCAACAAUCAAAUUUUGAGUAUUUAGUUAGUUUUUGGGGGGGGUUUUUUCUUCUUCUUUUUGUAAAGUUUUUGGUCCUUAUUUUGGGUCAUUGUAGCUACGGUAACACCUUAAGGUGAACUGUCAGAAUUUAAAAGUGCCUUGACAUUGAGAUCCACCUGUAACGUAUCCCUUGAUCUGUUCAGAAACUGUGUUUUGAGAGUAAACUUUGAUAAAUUGCCAAACAGUUCUACCUCUUUUUAGAUUUGUAUGAUGGUCGUGUGAUGAUGCAAUCAUGCCUCCUUCCUUCCAUUUUUAUUUGCUUUCCUUUUUCAGUGCAGCAUAUGUAAUGUGCUUUAUCAUGUCAUUAUUGAAAGUUCUUAGCUCCUGAUAUUUCUGGGCACAUACAUGUGUAAUAAAAUGGUGGUUAUGUUUCAUAGACAUGUCAUAUUAAUUUGUACUUUUCAUAUUUGUUCUUUUUCAUGCAGUGCAAGUCAAUCAAAACACAUGUAACCUACUAUACUCUCGUAACUAUAGCGACUGCACUGUUCGAAGCUGUAAAGCACAAUAAAAAAUUCGAAAAUACGA
Molecule: messenger RNA, 14878 nt
Organism: Ostrea edulis (European flat oyster)
Lineage: Eukaryota; Metazoa; Mollusca; Bivalvia; Ostreida; Ostreidae
Product: E3 ubiquitin-protein ligase RNF38-like
Exons: 11
Coding region: 10638-12080 (480 amino acids)
Source: RefSeq, a predicted model, not a curated record